UAAAGCAACAGAAACUGAAAGCAAGGUUGGACGUCUUGGUUGGACUCUACCGGUGUAUCUGCAUUGGGGCGUUAGACACUUUCGCCUGUCAACUGAUGUACCCAUUUCUAAUUGGCCAAAGUCACGUUCGAAACUCCUUUCAGCUCGUCUGCGACGUGUGUACACUUGGUAUUAGUGAGAAGCGAGUGCCCAGCCUAUCUUGCCACCGUUUCUUCAUUGCUCUUCCACUCACGCGGCCGCCGACGCCGCCGCUUGCUGAGCAAGUUGCUCGACUUCCAUCGCGCAUUAUCGCUCGACCAUUGCAGCACAAUACCAGUGCAUUUCCGCCGACGUUAAGAGCCUCAGCACCUGCUGUAACCAUGCCCAAUGCUCUGCACAUGUACCCGUCUGUGGCGCUGCUGCUGUGGAUAUGGGCCACGGGUGUGGUGCUCCAGAUCAUUGUCAUGCUGGGUUGGUGGACCUAUCAGCACAAGCAAGCAACCCAACCAAGACACGGGCGACACUACCGUCCAGUAGAUCAGGAUGAUACUACCGACUGUGCGUCUAUCACAAGAGAUCGCAGGACAUCGGAGGACGUGCCGGAACUGACCACAAGACGACACUCUGUGGAGAGUGUAAAAGAAGAAGAGGGGACAGUAAUACUCCAUCUUAAGCCAGCACGUUCCGGAGGAGAAGACGAUGAGGCAGAAGGCGACGUCCAUGUCUUCAAGUGGAAGCUACUUGCCCGUCGCUCAGCGAUUGCCACGCUGCUCAUGGCGCUGGCUAAUGUUAUAACCACUACAGUUGUGCUCAAACUACGCACCGGAUCGUACGUGGAGCAACCGUAUGAAUGGUAUUCACUGGAAAAUACUGGAAAGAGAUUGUUCCAGGAUACGCACAAGCUGCCAGUAAAUAUCAUGAACACUUGCAAAUUUCGCGACGCCAUGGCAGCCUACACGGAAUUUCGGACAUUGGAUCCAACCAUUGAACGAUAUAAGCAACACAAAGAAGUAAAAACUCAAAAGACUGUAGUGUAUGUAGUACCUUUCGACUACAAUCACGUGCUGGAGUUGAAUCCGGAUCAAAUGAUCCCCAUUGUGGAGCCUCUACCCAAGUCCUGGACGGCGUCGAGUUCGUCGGGUGACGGCAACAAAGAUGCAACUGCGAUCGUAACGUCGGGUUUUGUCAAGGCACGUCCUGUAGAUGUGAUCACACUAUUCCCCUACCUGUGGCACAGUCUUCUCGGACCUUACUUCGACUCACGUGUGGAGACACCAUUCAAUGAACCUUGGACUCGCAGAAUUGAUACUUUGAAUCUGGAAUUUCGGAUGAUUCACAACGCACAAGAGCUACGAAGUCUGCCUGCUAUGAGCAAUCUAUUGGUGUCAGCACAGUCAUUAGAUUGUGUCAACCGCUUCUUCGAGAACAACGCGCUUCCACCUGAACCUCGUGUGGGAUUCCUCGCAUUAUCAAAGGAAAGCUGCAACAAUCCCAACCCGGAACGCUUCUUGAACAACGCAGGUAUCAAAUUCGGGUUGAUUCCGUACGGCGACUGCGCACUAGUGGACGGCAAACGAUUCACCUCAUUACCACUAGGACCCAGCUUCGAGCAUGGCUUCCCGUUGAACGCUCACCACCUCAAUCCACCGCCUCCUCUUGCGUCUGGUAUCGGACGUAAGUAUCUGUUAAAUCUAAUGGUAAGUUGGACUAUCGAGAAGCCGACACGAGUGCAAGCUAUGAUGGCUGCACUGCAAGUAUGCGGGGAUUUAGAACACGAUACACGUGCCAAUUCCCGACGCUGUGUUGUCGAACACAACGACAUGUUGUUCAAGGUUCUACAGGCUGUUGACAAGCGACUGGGUACAGCUUGGCGUUGGUAUCUAUCCGCCGCACCAGCUGCGUAUGUGUCCACAUUACAGCAGUCAGUGUUCACGAUCUGUCCACUAGGCAAGAACCCAGAGCAAUAUCGAAUCUGGGAGGCGUUAUCGUCUGGAUCAAUCCCCAUAGUGGAGGAGCUGCCAGCACAAUGUCAACCUCCUGGAGUGUUUUAUCACCCGGCGUACCCUGAUUCCUGGCGCUGCGUUCCUGAAGACGUUCAUGGGGUCCUUCGCCGUUUGAAUGCACCUGUAUUGUUCGUAAGUGACUGGAAACGAGAUCUCCCACGGCUAAUGAACCGAUAUUUCAAGAAAGUGAACAAGAAUGGAGAUAAUGUAUCGACACGUCCUAGUGGUGAGUGGGGAGAAUGGACUCCGACAGAAGAAUUGCUGGCGUUUCAAGCACGCACUCGUUCGUGGUACGUGGAUCUCAAUCACCAUUUGCAAGCAGACCUCAUCGACAAGGUCAUGACCCAUUUUGCAGAACUUGGCUAGGACCAAUGAAAUUUUAAUUUUUCUUAAUAUUUAAUGGCAAAGCGAGUGCUUCGCUCUAUGAUAUCACUACUGC
Molecule: messenger RNA, 2421 nt
Organism: Phytophthora nicotianae INRA-310
Lineage: Eukaryota; Oomycota; Peronosporomycetes; Peronosporales; Peronosporaceae
Exons: 1
Coding region: 96-2348 (750 amino acids)
Biological process (GO): protein O-linked glycosylation via mannose
Cellular component (GO): Golgi apparatus
Molecular function (GO): ribitol beta-1,4-xylosyltransferase activity
Source: RefSeq, a predicted model, not a curated record